GACGAAUUUCCUCCUCUUGGAGUGGAAAAAGAACUCGUUUCCGAUGCCCAAAUGUCGGCCUCGUCCACUUCUGAUUCAGUGAAGGCGAGUGCUAGCAAUGGUCGCCUAAACUUUAACAACGCUUGGUGCUCGGCAACCUUCAACGAGGAACCUCUGUUUCUUCAGGUUGAUCUUAAUGAGAUGCAUAUCAUUACAGCGAUCGCGUCUCAGUCACGCAACACGGAUGAGGGCAUCUUUGAAAGCGUGACGAAGUACAAGUUGGGUCAUUCUGAGGAUGGAGCGAGUUGGAACAUUUAUCAGCAAAAUGGAGUUAACAAGGAGUUCCUCGGCAACGUAGUCGAGGAUAUUAUAACAAAGCAUCACCUGGCCAUUCCAGUGAAGGCACGACUCGUUCAGUUUCAACCUGUAGAAAUGUUGUCCUCUGUGUGCAUGCGCGUAGAGCUUUAUGGAGAAAAAUCUGCUGCGGAAAAUACUGGUAAAUGCAUUGGAUUUUAUAUUAUUUAGUGGCCAUUGAACGCCCAACCUGACUUUUGAAGGCGGAAGGGGAAAG
Messenger RNA from Orbicella faveolata, 550 nucleotides. RefSeq lists its product as uncharacterized. The record is from RefSeq and is a predicted model, not a curated record. Lineage: Eukaryota; Metazoa; Cnidaria; Anthozoa; Scleractinia; Merulinidae. Gene Ontology annotation, cellular component: plasma membrane. Gene Ontology annotation, molecular function: calcium ion binding; signaling receptor activity.